Molecule: messenger RNA, 1086 nt
Organism: Ilex paraguariensis (yerba mate)
Lineage: Eukaryota; Viridiplantae; Streptophyta; Magnoliopsida; Aquifoliales; Aquifoliaceae
Source: the annotation of a GenBank genome assembly
AAACAAUACACAGCAGCGUCUUCUCUAUUCCUCUCUUUUCGAAUCUCUAUCUUCGAUGGCUGAUGUGAUCCGAUUAUCUUUCAAUUCAUUACGGUUCUCUUCCUCUUCUUCUCUGUUGGCUUCCUUGUCGUUAUCAUUGAAUUCUCUCCACCCGGGUCUUCCACCCAAUCAAAAAUUACGCAAGAAAGCUUUCUCUAUUGCCGAUUCCUCUUGUGCUCCUGUUGAUUUUGUUCCUCGUGUUGCCUUCAGACCUCGCAAGCAAUUACAUUCGUUCGAGGUACAUGCAACUGUUGCUGAAACUGACCAGCCAAAAUGGUGGGAAAAAAAUGCAGGACCAAAUAUGAUAGAUAUUCAUUCUACACAAGAAUUUUUGAGUUGUUUGAGUCAGGCUGGAGAUAGACUAGUUAUUGUCGAGUUUUAUGGAACAUGGUGUGCUUCUUGCAGAGCAUUAUUUCCCAAGUUUUGCAGGACUGCUCAGGAACACUCUGAAAUCUUAUUUCUAAAAGUCAAUUUCGAUGAAAAUAAACGGAUGUGCAAAAACUUAAAUGUAAAGGUUCUUCCUUACUUCCAUUUCUAUCGUGGAGCUGAUGGACAACUCGAAUCCUUUUCAUGCUCACUUGCCAAGUUUCAGAAAAUAAAGGAUGCUAUUGGAUUGCACAACACUGCUCGUUGCAGCAUUGGUCCGCCCAAAGGUGUUGGAGAUCUUCUUGUUGAAACCCCAUCUGCUCCAACGGAUUAACAGGCAGGGUUUUCUUCAACUUACAACUUCCUUGAUACAAGCAAUUGUUUAUUCUGUAUCCUCUGCAUCUGCUGCGCUGCAAUGAACCCCGAUAUAGUGAGCUAUUUAUUAUUGUUUCUGUAUAUUUGCAUUUUCUUCUUGGAAGAAUCCUAAGCAGUAGUUGCCACUCUCCUACAGCCUUUGUCCCGGCUGUGUUAUAGUUGGUCUAUCAAUCAUGUUGGAUGAGACGAAUUCGUCUCAAAAAAUAAUCCACACAUAUCCGAUUUGUUUAUUAAUUUACUUCUAACGAAACGUGUAAUUUCGUGUUGUGGAUUUCUUUUGAGUUGUUUCACCUAUACUUGAUUUGU